Oxyura jamaicensis (ruddy duck) is the source of this 1414-nucleotide messenger RNA. RefSeq names its product anti-apoptotic protein NR13-like. The coding region runs from base 1 to 378 and encodes 125 amino acids. The transcript has 3 exons. Lineage: Eukaryota; Metazoa; Chordata; Aves; Anseriformes; Anatidae. Gene Ontology annotation, biological process: regulation of apoptotic process. The record is from RefSeq and is a predicted model, not a curated record.
AUGGGCCCAGCCUUUGCACCACGAAGGCCUAAACUAGAUCCUAAACCCGAAGAACUGCCCGCAUGUCUGCCGAAACUCAAACGUGUGUGUCCGCUCGGGCUGCUGGCGCUCGUGGUGUUCGCCGGCACGCUGGCGGCCGCGCUGGCCGAGAGCGGCUGCGAGGAGGGGCCGCGCCGCCUGGCCGAGGCGCUGGCCGCCUACCUGGCCGAGGAGCGGGGCGAGUGGCUGCAGGCGCACGGCGGAUGGGAUGGCUUCUGUCGCUUCUUCGGCAGGCAUGGCUCUCAACCAGCUGACCAGAACAGUACCAUAAGCAAUGCUAUAAUGGCAGCAGCAGGGUUUGGAAUAGCAGGAUUAGCUUUUCUCUUGGUGGUGCGAUAGGCUGAUGAACGGAUCUUGUGAUGGGAAAGUACUCUCAAACUGACAUUUUACCAGAUCUCAUUCUAUUUUCUAUAGAACAGACCCUCAAAGAAGAAGUUUAUAUUUUUAAACUGUCUUGGAAAACUGGUGCACCAAAUCCUUGGCUAUAGACUGCUUCACUUGAUACCCAGUAACAUCACAAACAAAUGUGUACUAAAUGACCAUUUGUUCAUGUUCAAAACCUGUCGCCUCCAAACAUCCUUUGGACUUUUCUUUUUGAAGGUUUAACCUAAACAUUACCAUGGUUUAUGUACUGUAACUUCUGAGUACUCAAUGUUAUGCUAGGAAAAAGCUAUGGUGGACUUGCUACUCUGUUCAAGACGUCUUAUUUAAAUGGAGGCAAGUCUCAGGACUUGCCUUCCAUUAAUACUGUAACGUGGGCUAAUGUCAACUGUGAUAUAACAUGGUUUGUGGCUUCAAAGGCGGUGCCCGGCGCUUGUUACUGAAAGGCAACUCGUUGGUUGAUUUAGAGCAAUUAGUACCCAUGAUGUGAGAGGCAUUAUGGCUUAAUAUAACAUAAGGCUGAUUUCAUUACACUACAAGAAUAUAAGUAUUGAUACAGGACCGUAAUGGCUGCAGUACCCGUUCUUACUGAAAGGAAUUUAAAUAUUAAACCUUAAUUGGUAUAGCGAAAUCCAGUGGAGGCUGGAAUUUCUCUGGAUUUCCCUGACAAAACAAGAUUUUCCAUAUAUCUUAAUAUAUUUUUGAAGUAUUUAUCACUGUAUAAUACUUGUAGCCAUGACAUCUUUAUUUUUGUUUAAAAUUUCAUUUUUAAUGCUGGUUCUCCUUACUCUAAUGUGUAUCAAGCAUUGUCUUGUUUGAGUAAUAUUUCACUCUAUUUUCAACAUGCUGUGUAUUUCUUUCAAUGGUUGUACAAAUUGCCUUAUGUUUCUGGUAGCUUUUAAUAACGUUCCUGGGUUACUUACAGUGUGUACAAUUUUACUAUGGUGACUUAAAAUGGUGAAUAAAUGUUAAGUAUUUUUAUUUUAAAAAACAA